Molecule: messenger RNA, 486 nt
Organism: Gigantopelta aegis
Lineage: Eukaryota; Metazoa; Mollusca; Gastropoda; Neomphalida; Peltospiridae
Product: atrial natriuretic peptide receptor 3-like
Exons: 1
Coding region: 1-486 (161 amino acids)
Molecular function (GO): peptide hormone binding; signaling receptor activity
Source: RefSeq, a predicted model, not a curated record
AUGCUGAGAACCGACAGCGACAUGAUUCCAACGUCAGCAGCUCUUCUUAUCGUCGGUUGUGUUCUUCUGCCAAUGAUUUCCACCUUGGAUAUCAACAUGGCUGUCAUUUUGCCCUUUGACGAUGCCAGACCGUUCAGCGUUCGGAAGAUUAGACCUGCCAUAGAGAUGGCCAGAAGAAGACUGGAAAAAGACCAGGUCCUUUCAGAGUCCACGACAAUUGUGUUCCAUUAUGGAGAUUCGCGUUGUCACAGUGCCCAUGGGAUCAACAGCGCCGUCAGUCUGCAUAUGGAAUAUAAUGUAGACGUCUUCUUAGGACCGGUGUGCUACGGUCCUGCCCUCUCACUCGCCAGACAGUGCAUAUUCUGGAACCUGUCUAUUAUUUCCGGUAGUGCGGUCAGUCGAGAUUCAAUCCUGAAGAAGCAAAUCACCUUCUCCUCAUUCACGGACCAGCGAAUUUCCACUCCCUGUCGAACCUACUGUAUUUAA